CUGCGCCAGAUCUUCAAGCGCUUCGACGCCAACGGCGACGGCAGCCUGAGCCGCGACGAGCUAAGAUUAGCCCUCGAAGGCCGGAACCGGGACGUGACGCGCUUCGAGGACUUUUGGGCCGCGCUGGACCGGGACCACGACGGCCGCAAACUACGGAAGGCGAUCAACGUCGCCUGCCACGGCGCGGGCGCGGGCGCGUCGCUCGGCCUUUUGCGGUCCAUCUUCCGGCGCUUCGACGCGUCGGGCGACGGCGUCAUCCAGCGGGACGAGCUCCGGAAGGGCCUCUCGAUCGCCGGCGUCGACUUCUCCCAGGGCGCCUACGACGAGGUCAUGGCCGAGAUGGACAUCGACCACGAUGGGGCGGUUUCUUUGCCCGAGUUCGCGCACGCGAUCUGCGGG
Messenger RNA from Aureococcus anophagefferens, 399 nucleotides. RefSeq lists its product as hypothetical. Gene Ontology annotation, molecular function: calcium ion binding. Lineage: Eukaryota; Pelagophyceae; Pelagomonadales; Pelagomonadaceae. The record is from RefSeq and is a predicted model, not a curated record. The annotation marks the transcript as partial. The transcript is spliced from 2 exons.